UUUUAUCUAGGUAUGAAAACCAGAUCACUAUUUUGUCAGACUACUUAGAAGAAUUUCCAGAAACCGAUGAGCCAGUGUGGAUUCUGGGAAGGCAACACCACCUAAACACAGACAAAUCUAAGUUAUUGUUGGAUAUAAGUGCUCGUCUCUGGUUUACGUAUAGAAGAAAGUUUUCGCCUAUUGGAGGCACUGGUCCUUCAUCCGAUGCUGGCUGGGGAUGUAUGCUGCGAUGUGGGCAGAUGAUGCUAGCACAAGCACUGAUCUGCAGACAUUUAGGAAGAGAUUGGCAAUGGGAAAAACACAAAAAACAACCAGAAGAAUAUCACAGAAUCUUACGGUGCUUUCUAGAUAGAAAAGAUUGUUGCUAUUCCAUCCACCAAAUGGCACAGAUGGGUGUUGGAGAGGGGAAAUCAAUUGGAGAAUGGUUUGGACCAAAUACAGUUGCUCAAGUCCUGAAGAAGCUUGCUUUAUUUGAUGAAUGGAAUUCAUUAGCAGUUUAUGUAUCUAUGGACAAUACAGUGGUCAUUGAAGAUAUCAAGAAAAUGUGCUGGUCCCCUCCACAGGGCAGCAGCACAGCCCACAGCACUGCACAUCUGCACAGGAGUGCUCUGGGCCGAAACAGGAACACAGCAGGAUUCUGCACAGGCUGGAAGCCCCUCUUGCUUAUCAUACCUCUACGGCUAGGGAUAAAUCACAUAAAUCCAGUAUAUAUUGAUGCAUUUAAAGAAUGCUUUAAGAUGCCACAGUCCUUGGGAGCGUUAGGAGGGAAACCAAAUAAUGCCUAUUAUUUCAUAGGAUUUCUAGGCAAUGAGCUGAUCUAUUUGGACCCUCACACCACUCAAAGUUUUGUAGAUUCAGAAGAGAAUGGCACAGUUGAUGACGAGAGCUUCCACUGCCAGCAAGCCCCACACAGAAUGAAGAUUAUGAAUUUGGACCCGUCAGUAGCUUUAGGCUUCUUUUGCAAAGAAGAAUGUGAUUUUGAUAACUGGUGUAGUCUUGUACAAAAGGAGAUUCUAAAGCAACAGAGUCUACGGAUGUUCGAGCUGGUCCAGAAGCAUCCACCACACUGGCCUCCUUUUGUGCCACCAAGCAAGCCAGAGGUGACAACUACAGGAGCAGAACUUAUUGAAUCUACUGACAAGCUAUUUGAAUUGGAAGAAGAAUUUGAAAUCCUGACUGUAUGAAGGAAACUGUGGUGACCCUUCUGAGUAUUGAACGUAUUGCUAGUAUUAUUGCAUUGACUUAAAUCAAACAGCCAUGUUAGCCCCGAAGUGCCUGAAAUGACAGAAAACAGAGCACAAAAACCUGGUAGUGUCCAAAACUCCAACAGCCACAGUCCCUUCUGUCAGAGAGCUUCCCCAGAUGGAAAGGCAGUAAAAGAUCUCACAGUAAGACCCUUAAAGGGAACUUCUUUUUAAUGUGUGUCUUUGCUGAAGACAAACGGACUGUUGAGAUUAAGGUAAAAAUAAGUCUGUCUGUGGGCUGUGUGUCUGGAGAAAGGGAUAACACAAAAUGGGUGUUUCUUGCUCUUGUAUAAUGCAAUAGUUUAGUUCUUAAAGCAAAACAGUCUCCAGUUAAGGAGGAUGUUUCUUUCCGUCCCCUCCUGUGGGCUGCAUUGUUGGAAAAAUACAUUGUCUUGUUUAAAAGAUCGACUGGAUCAGAAGAAAAUUGUUUCCUUGUUAAAUAUUUUAACAUGUAUUUGAGCAACCACACUUUAUUACAAAAAUGUUUCUGUGAAAGGAACUAUGUCUAACGUAUAUGUUUUGCAAUAGCCUUCCUGUUUCUGGGAAACCUCAAGAGGAACAGGAGCCUCAAAUAUAUGAUAUCGAUCAUGACCACUGUUAGAGUUAUGAUAUAUUUCACCUUGACCUUAAAACUCGAAUCAUUAAAACUUAGGCUGACUUUUCUUUUGGAGCUAAAAUGAGUCAAAGGUGGUUUAACUGUACCUUAUUUAUUAUAAAAAAGAUUUACACAAGUUUCUCUGUUACAGCACUUUAUCCGUGCAUCUAAUAAAUUUCUUAAGCUUUUCA
Messenger RNA from Nestor notabilis (Kea), 2030 nucleotides. It is a transcript of the gene ATG4A, whose product is annotated as autophagy related 4A, cysteine peptidase. The annotation marks the transcript as partial. The transcript is spliced from 12 exons. NCBI's taxonomy places the organism in Eukaryota, Metazoa, Chordata, Aves, Psittaciformes, Psittacidae. The record is from RefSeq and is a predicted model, not a curated record. Gene Ontology annotation, molecular function: protein-phosphatidylethanolamide deconjugating activity.